AUGCCAUCAACCUAUCGCCAACCCCCGGGCAUGCAAACUCGGUAUGUCAACAUCUACUUUGACCCUCGCGAUGCCUACCGGUCCGACAUUGACCUUGUCCGACUAAUGCAGGAUGAAAUCAGGCGAGAAAGGGUUGAUAUAACAAGUCGGUCUGUAAUGCAUGAGCGUCGUCUUUGCUAUUCGAUCAAGGUGACUGGUGAGCUCUAUACCUCGGAAGAUAUGUAUAAUGCUGCAUUGAAUAUGGUUUACAUGUGGAUUCGGUAUUUGUCGUCUGAUGGACUGCCGUUCUCCCGGAGGGAUGUUUUUUAG
Molecule: messenger RNA, 309 nt
Organism: Penicillium brasilianum
Lineage: Eukaryota; Fungi; Ascomycota; Eurotiomycetes; Eurotiales; Aspergillaceae
Source: the annotation of a GenBank genome assembly